UGGCGGCGCCCGGUCUAUUUCGUGCGAACUACAGUGUAGUGCCACGGCCGCUGGAUACAGUUAGAGUGUACUACAGUGUACUAGAAUGUGCGAACAAUGCGAACGCAGUCAAAGCGCCCGCGGUCGCGUUGUAGUUCGUAUUGUUGUUGAAUUCCUCCCGACAUAAAACGAGCAUCGCAACAAGGAGCACUCAGGGUUCACAGAAUGGAUACCGACGUGUGUCCAUCGUGCGGCGCUUCUGCGGUGGCCGAAGAAAGCGGCGAUGGAUUCUCGCGAGUGUGCACUGCCUGCGGAGUCGUCUUGGACACUGCCCCACUGCAAGCGACAGGGUUCACUGGCGGUGAUGAUGCCCUCCGCUUUGUGUCUUCAACAAGCAGGGACACCAUGUCCCUUCUUCGAAGAGACGAGAGGGGAGGAGCCCGGUUCCAGUGCCUGUUGAGCGGCGGAGUAACCGGGAACCGGCGCCUCUGCCAUGACUGGAUCAAGCAGGUCGGCGUCAAAGUGAAGAUGGACUCUGUGAUGGUGCAGCAGGCCUGCGACAUUUUUGACCGACACUUAGUCAAGAAGCCAUUGAACUACCAGAUGGCCAUCGCCGCUGCCAGCUGUUAUGAGGUGCUGCGGGACAAUGGUCGAUCCAUAUCGCUUCCCGCCUUAGCCAAGAUGGCCCAGUGCACGGGCCCACAUCUAUUCCAAGCCAUUCGUGCAAUCAGCGAGGACAUGGGCAAGGGAACAAUGCCAGCCAUGCUUCAGGAGCUGCUGCCUGAAGCAGCGCAGUCGAUCGACCCCUCCGAACGGUCAGAAGUGUUGUCGCGCGCCACUGCCCUGUUGGAGCCGCUGAGGCGCUGCUGGUUCCUGGAGGGGCGGGCACCGCGCUGUGUCGGGCCUGCGCUCGUCUUUGUCGCCUGGAAGUCGCUCAACGUCCCCCAGCGGAAAAUUUCGAUGGCGAGCUUCUGCGACAUGCACGGUUUGGGCAAGCCCAACAGCUCGCUCCUGGCUACCAACACCGACCUGAACAAGGUACUCAUACAAUUGGCCAGUCAGAUUCCGUGGAUCAAAGGUCAGAAGCUCACCAGCCGUAACGUGCUGGUGUACGUGCCGGACAUAAUUCGCUACUCGGCGUCGCUGGUGGUGGAUGCCACCAGCAGCGCAACGGGCACGAACGUCGUUGAACAGACAGCGGACCAGCGAUCAGCGGCCAUCUACGCGACAUUCCGGAAGGGGAGGAAAAGGCCCAGGACGGUGGAGUACGCCAGCAACGCAGACGUGCCAGACUGCGAUGGCAACAGAUACAUCUCGGACUCUGAAAUUGACCACCUCAUCCGGGAUGAGGAAGAAGUGAAAGUAGUGAAGGCGUUUCUUGAAUCUCGGAAACGAAAGGAAGAAGAGGCAGAGUAGGACUGAUUUGGUGUAUUUGUGAUAUGGCGAUGAGGAUUGACAUGGUGUAAAUGGCGAUAUGGUGUGUUUGCAGCAGUUGCGAACUGUUACGAAGUGUUUAUGGCGUAUGAGGAACAAAGAGAACGCUAGUUGGAAUUGUUUUUAGGAACGUUUUUUAGUCUCAUUUGACACAUUUCUGAAAGCAAAUGACUAGGGGUGGGUGAAUAGUAAACUUGAGGUUCGAAGCGAAUAGUGAUUUAGUUGAAUAAUUUCAAAUAGAAUAGUUCGAA
This is a messenger RNA of Rhipicephalus sanguineus (brown dog tick), 1664 nucleotides long. Its product is annotated as transcription factor IIIB 50 kDa subunit. Lineage: Eukaryota; Metazoa; Arthropoda; Arachnida; Ixodida; Ixodidae. The record is from RefSeq and is a predicted model, not a curated record. The coding region runs from base 205 to 1395 and encodes 396 amino acids. The transcript has 5 exons.